Messenger RNA from Setaria italica (foxtail millet), 1468 nucleotides. RefSeq lists its product as uncharacterized. The record is from RefSeq and is a predicted model, not a curated record. NCBI's taxonomy places the organism in Eukaryota, Viridiplantae, Streptophyta, Magnoliopsida, Poales, Poaceae. Bases 664 to 1074 code for a protein of 136 amino acids. The transcript has 2 exons.
CACCAGUAGACCGCCACAAUUAUGCAUUUUCCACUUAUAUAAGACCACCACUAGUCUUUAUCCUUUGCCUCCACUUGAUCCCUCCAUCUCUCCAUUCCCCUCCAUCAAAAGAAUUUCCAUUUCUUCCGUGGGAUUUCUGCGAUUUUUUUUUCUCACUCGGUUUCUUGUGGGGCUGGCCGCGAGGUUGCGAGGCCAAGCAGCGCAGCAAAAGUUGCGAUCUUUAUCGGCUGGAUUCCUCUCCUCCCUUUCUCUCUCAUCCUCCGCUUCCUUUGUGCUUCGUUGUUGAGAGUUGAGACCCACUUGCCUUUCUUCUCUCUCUCAUCCCCCUUCCAACUCCUCCUGGUCCCUGGAAAAAAGGAGAUCUUUUGGUGCAAGAUUCGAUCUGCUGUUGCCGCCUUGCUGCACAGAGAUUUGCUCCUUUCUUGGCCGGUUUCGCUCGGUGGUUUCUUGGAGUGGCAGGGCUUUCUGGUGUGGGCAGUUGCAGUUCUUGAUCCAGGCUCAGAUUGCAGGCGGUGGAUGAUUGCUCUGAGGGCGAGGUUGCUGCGGUCAGGUGAUUCCUUGGUCGCUUGUGGUGGCGGUGGCCUCGUUUGAUCCGUUUCUUCGGGAGAUUUUGGUUGAUGUGUUGGGUUUCCUGGGAGCUCAGUUCCCCAAUUCGCCAUUUUGAUGAGGAGUUCUUCCUACUGUGAGAGCAACUGCGCUCCUCCCCUGUGCUACCUGCCCUGCCUCCCCAAAUCCAAAGACGAUGCAGGGGGUGAUCUGGCAUCCGGGUCUCCAAGCCCGGCCGCUGUCACCGAGGACAAGCCGCCCGUGGUCCAGAAGAUUGAGGAAGCCGCGGCGGCGCCCGGCGGCGAUGAUGAUGAUGAGAAAGGCUGUAAGGAGGUGGCGGUGGCUUCCAAGAGCUGCUUGAAGAGAGCUGAUUGUGCGGACAGCAGUAAGAAUGUGGUGAAAGGCAAUGUGAAGUGGAAGGAUUUGUUGGGGAAGGAUCUCACACAAGUCAAAGAAUUCGAGCCAAGCGAAUCCGGAGACUCGGACGAUGAUGAAGACACCGGCGCCUGCACCUGUGUCAUCCAAUGAGGCCAGGGGUCUCCACUGUAAAUUCUGUGAAGAAAAAACAAAAAGCAAAAACAGAAGAGGAUUGUCUGAGUCAGCCAUUAGUCAUUGUCUGUAGAGGCUAGACCGCUAGAGAGCAGCAGGUCCAUCCAUUGUUGUGCGUGUGGAUAUUUGGAUGCCAUGGCUUGUGUUGUGUUUCAUCAGCAGCUUCAACUGUAAAAUGUUGUUACAGAUGCAUAGCUUUAGAAGAUUUCUGCCAAAUGUGCCAUAUUCUCCUGCCUGAAUUUUGCUCUGCUUGCUGUGGCUGAGACAUUCUGAUUGGCUGGUACAUCUGUCUGUCAAUGGGCCUGGCUGGACUUGACCUGAUCCAAUCUGAUGAUUCUAACCGGGCUGGACUGGGCUGUCCAUUUGGGGACAA